CUGCUGCUCAGGGGCCGCCGACACGGAGGGCGGCCUCAAGCUUGGCCCGCGGCGAGAGGGGACGACCUGUCUCAGCCGCCGGCCUCAGGUCAAGGUCAGCGGCAGCGACCGGCCAGAGGUCAAAGUCAGCGCUCGGCCUGGCCAUGAACGGCGUUGCGGCCUCCGGCGACUACGGCAUGGACGACGACUACCAUGAUGCCGACGAUACCAUUCCACUGCACCAGGAGGACAUCUAUGGCGGCAGCCGGCGCAGCGUGAUGCCCGAGCUGAAGAAGUGGGACGUGUUCCGCGUCAUCCCGCCCGACAACGACUCCGGCUCGGCCGCCGACCAGCGCUGCCUCGACAUCACCAUCAAGAUUGUCAAGGUCAUCGUCUACAUCAUCACCUUCGGCAUCGUGCUGGCGUCCGGCGUCAUCGCCAAGGGCACCACGCUCUUCAUGACUUCGCAGCUCAAACAGCACAAGUCGCUGGAGUACUGCAACAAACGGAUAGGUAAGGGAAAGGCCAUGGACUUUUGGCGU
Molecule: messenger RNA, 521 nt
Organism: Pollicipes pollicipes
Lineage: Eukaryota; Metazoa; Arthropoda; Thecostraca; Pollicipedomorpha; Pollicipedidae
Product: chitin synthase chs-2
Exons: 3
Source: RefSeq, a predicted model, not a curated record